AGGUACCAAAUCUUUGGUAUGGAAUUCUUUUCGUUUCCAUGUUAAUAAUUGCUAUUAUUCUUGGCUAUACAACCGGUGCAAAUUUACCUUUCUGGGCUGUAUUGUUGGCUAUUUCUCUUGCUGUACUCAUGGUAAUUCCAAUAGGCAUUAUUCAGGCCGUCUCAAAUUGGCAACUUGGUUUAAAUGUUAUGACUGAAUUGGUGUGCGGUUUUCUUUUACCCGGAAAUGCCAUUGGAAACGUAUACUUUAAAACUUAUGGAUAUAUGUCUUUGUUUCAAUGUUUAUUGUUUGUUCAAGAUCUAAAAUUAGGUCAUUAUAUGAAAAUUCCCCCAAAAAGCAUGUUCGUAGCACAAAUAUGGGGUACAUUUGUUGGUAUAUUUGUAAAUUAUUGGACGUUGGCUAUGAUAAUUCAGACAAAAAGACCUUACCUUGAUGUAUGGGGAUUGAUUGGACCGGCAAGAACUUUCGGGCGUGACUCAAUUUAUAAUGUGCUCCUUUGGGGUUUCCUAAUUGGUGGCUUUUUACCAAUACCAUUUUAUUUGCUUCAUAAAAAAUUCCCAAAUGCAAAAUUCAAUCUCGUUAAUGUGCCAGUAAUAUUAAAUGGUCUAAGUCUUUUCCCCGGAACUUAUUCAAAUUUCUUAAUCACUGGUUUCCUUACAAGCUUUUUGAGUCAAUUUUAUGCUUUUCGUUUUCAGAAAAAAUGGUGGACAAAAUAUAAUUAUGUGAUGUCUGCAGCAUUUGAUGCCGGUGCACAAAUCAUGACAAUAGUUUCUUUCAUCUUUCUUACUGGUAUUUUACAG
Molecule: messenger RNA, 800 nt
Organism: Racocetra persica
Lineage: Eukaryota; Fungi; Glomeromycota; Glomeromycetes; Diversisporales; Gigasporaceae
Source: the annotation of a GenBank genome assembly